Cucurbitaria berberidis CBS 394.84 is the source of this 4866-nucleotide messenger RNA. RefSeq lists its product as uncharacterized. The record is from RefSeq and is a predicted model, not a curated record. The coding region runs from base 1 to 4866 and encodes 1621 amino acids. The transcript has a single exon. Gene Ontology annotation, molecular function: protein binding. Lineage: Eukaryota; Fungi; Ascomycota; Dothideomycetes; Pleosporales; Cucurbitariaceae.
AUGGCAGCCGCGGGUGGUGGGCCAUCGUCGGCCUUUGAGAGCUCGACGUUUGGCCGCAACUUCUCCAUUGCCGUCGACGACGACAUUGGCGCUGCCAGCAUCAGCCCAGCUGGGCGUGACAUUGUGCUCGCGAGCAGGAAUGGGCUGCGUAUCAUUGAUCUAGACAAUCCUUGGUCGCUGCCGCUCUUCAUUCCCAACCAGUCUUCCUGGGAUGUCGCCGACGUCCAGUGGUCGCCUUUUGCUGCGAGGGCAGAGUGGAUCGCCUCGACGCGCAACCAGCUGGCGCUCGUCUACAACCUGUCCAUGCCUUACAACAACAAGAAGGCACCGAUUGAGUACACGCUGCGCGCCCAUGACAGGGCAAUCACAGACAUCAACUUCUCUGCCCACCAUCCUGACCUCCUCGCCACGUGCGGCGUGGACAGCUUCGUUUUCGUGCACGAUUUGCGAAGUAGCCAGGCUCCGCUCAAGCUUGCGGACUUCACCGCGGGAGCAACCCAGGUCAAGUGGAACCGCCAAAAUGACAAGAUCAUUGCAAGUGCCCACGACAAGUACCUUCAUAUCUGGGACACCCGCCGUGGCGCUACUCCCCUCUCCACCAUCGCUGCCCAUAGCACCAAAAUUUACGGCAUAGACUGGAACCGUAAUGACCCCAAGAAAAUCAUGACUUGCUCGCUAGACGCUACCAUCAAGCUUUGGAACAACGUGGGCUUCACGGAUGGCAUCACCACGCCGCGACGUGUCAUCCGCACUCAUUACCCUGUGUGGAGGGCGCGCCACACACCCUUUCCUCACGGCAUUCUAGCCAUGCCCCAACGCGGCAACUCAAGUUUGUGGCUCUACAAGCACGUCAAUGACAGCAGUGAGGCGACGUUUACCAAUAGCCCCGCGCAUGACUUCCAAGGCCACGAGCCUGAUGCCCAAGUCCGCGAGUUCUUGUGGCGCUCACGAGGUUCUACUGACAACGGCAUCGACGAUCGCGACUUCCAACUCAUCUCUUGGGGCACUGACAAGCAUCUGCAAUUCCAUCGCCUCUCUCCGGAGCUGCUCGAGAGCAGCGUGGGUUUUCGCAAAGGAGAGCCUCUGAUUGAAAAGCCAAGUGCCACUCGCAAGGGCGCCAGCUAUGUCACCUUCCGCGACGGCCCUGCAGCUGCAGCGACUCCGACCACCCGAGACGAGUUUGGUCCUCCUCGCAAUCAGCGCAAAGGCAACCUUUCUACCCUUCUGCAGAACUACACGCUCAACGAUGACGUCUUCACUUCACGCACCAGGGGCCAAACUAAACCACGAGUCCACGUCGAGACGCUUCCGCGAGAGACGAUGACAGCGCAGCCUAUCCGUCGCAACGACCCACGCGUUGUCACACACAUUACUUGGAUGGACGGCGUCAAGUUCGGCGAUCGACACAACAAUGUCAACGAUUUUCGAGCUCGACCUAACCAGUAUGACCGCGAAGAGAAGUACCCGUACCAGGAACAGAAUGACCUAGGUGCUGAGAUUUCUUACGUUGGGAACAAGUACAAGAAACUCACCUUUGAACAUAUCAAUGUUCCAGGACGUUGCAUAACCGUCUCCUUCAACGGCCCCUGGGGUGACUAUGACAUGAAUACUGAGGACCUCAAACUCGUCUUCCUCCGAUUCACAAUCAACUUUCCGGCGGGCUACCCGAAGAACAUUGAGCGCUCACUACCAGGUGCCCUCCCCACCAGGAUUUUGACCCCCUUGGAAAUUGAAUUCGAGAGGACCACGGCUUCAAUCAGCAGGGAGAACCAGGAUGAAUUGACCGACAAGAUGAAUCUCAUCGCCGAAGCUUGCGCGGAACAGGAGCGGGAAGCACUGGAGGCCGUCCUUUCAUACGCCCUUGGAGAACGCGGACUGGACGACAGCCUACACCUUGCCGAGGAGAACCAGCCGUUGGAGGAUCUCGGGCCACUGCCAGGAGGAGAGAGUUCCAGUGAGGAUGAUGAACACGAGGGCGAGUUUGCAAAUGAUGUUAUGCAAUCUUCUCAUAUGAAUGCUAACGUUCCUCUUGCCAUCCAGUGUUCAGUCCGAUUCUCGGUCAAUGGAUCCCUCGUAGUCGCCAGGAUACCAUCCACAAAAUCUGCGCCCGGCCUGGAUACGAUUCAGUUCCGAAUCACUAGGAAUCUUCGCCCCGGUCCCUCCAAAGACGACAUCUUCGAAUCAUUCGGUCGAUUUGCAACUCAGCGCCCCGACGACUCGGAUGGUGCAUCGUCUCCAUCAUCUUCUGUCGGCUCCUGGGAAACAUCAAGCUCGCCUUCGUCUUCGUCCGGUUCGGAUCAGGCGGGAAAUGCACACAUUGGGAAUUUUCAGCCUCCUCUGGCAUGGCAGAAAGCGGCGUCUAGGUUCCAAUCGCGGAACUCACUUCCCUCUUCAUCCGGUGCUGUGAAACCCCCAGCAAAAACUAGGUCCAUAGUGUCCAUUCUUCGUUCGGCAGUUGAUGAUCUGGUCCCUAGUAAGCGAGUUCUUGCGGAGGAAUACCGGAUUUUUGGCCCUGGACCAGAGAUAUGUGAACAUAAUUCCAAGGUAGCGAGGAUACACGGACUGGAGGACCUGGCGGACAUCUGGAUGCUUUGCAAACUGAUUUUGAGUAAUGAGGUACCUUUGGAAAUACUACCCCAGACACACCGGAGGGACCAGGUUCUUGUGCUUGCCCGGAGAGCCCUCGUGAGAAUCAAACGUAAAGAUAGUGGCCUGGACCUCCAGUUUGAUGAGGCAGACACCGUGACUAACCCCAGGCUGAAAGGAAGGAUCAAAUGGGGAAACCAUACCGUCGUGACCUGGUUGAUACCCGCUUUGUUUGACCACUUCGAAAGACUUGCCGAUACCCAGAUGCUUGCCAUGUUGUCGUGUAUCUUUGCGGAACCUGCCGCACGUGAAGGAGUGACGUCUGCUAUGGCCAGGAUGCGACAGUCCCAGCUACCUAUGUCAAUGGAGGCGCCUGCCUUCUCGCUGGACUAUUUCUCCUCAGCCGAUGCUGCGUGGAGUUUAUUCAGACCUACAAUCUCUGUCCCGUCGAUAACAUCAAAUUCACGAUUUGCGACUCCCAUGAACGAAUUUGGGUGGCAGAAACUAGCAAAGAACUUUGACACGUAUGGAAGUCACGGUAGUUCCAAUGGGCCGUGGGGAAGCGACACAGUCAAUUCGGAGCCCCUUACACCCUACUCGACCGGCAACACGCCGCCGAUCAGGACGUCAACAACGAGAAAUACGCCAACAGCCACCCAAACGCCGUAUUCCACAUCGCCCGAGCAAAGCCAUACGGCUCUCAAGAGGAGCUCGACGGCGAACUUCGCGAGCGCAGUAGCUGCGCUAUCACGACCGUUUGCAAACGCCCUCUCCUCUUCGCCGCCAGUCAAGUCCCGCACCGAUGAUCUUUCUACUUCUGCACCGAGCGGGGUUACUUGGGGGACAACAACAUUCUAUGGCAAUGAAACCCAAGAUAGACGCAGCCUAGCACCUUCACGUUCGAAGCACGGCAAAAGAGCGAGCUUUGGGCAAGCGGAAAAUAUCAUUGACGUGGACAACAUCUACGACUCGGAUUCCGACUAUGAUGGACUCAACGAUGAUGGCGGUACCCCUUAUGAUGGUGCAUCGGAGUAUGGCCUACCUGCAACGCCUAGGGACAAUGACGACCAGGAUGGCGUGAAGCCGAUCAAAGUCACGCUUAAAAAUCAGGAUCAAUUUGACGAUGAGGCAUGUGUGAGCAGGCCGCUAUUGGACAUGAGCAAAGGUUGGCUGCAUCGCGCGUGGAGAGAGCAGUAUGCCGAGAUGCUGAGCUGCUGGGACUUGGUCAGUCAGAGAGCUGAGGUACUAAAGUUCAACGGCUUGGUAUCUUACUUUCCGCCCGAGGGCCCUCGGGCCAGCUCUAGAGCGGGCUCAACGUACCUGGCGCUGAAGAGGGAUAGGGACGAUGACAAGGAUGACGCAAUGCCCAGACACCUUUCGCGAGCUUCAACGACUCUAGUACCGCUGUCAAACACAACAGGACAAUUGAAGCGCUCGCCCGCGUCAUCGCUGAGGCGAUUUUCCUUCAAUCCAGAAGCCCAAGAGUUCCAGCCAAGCACUACGGCUGUGAUGGAGAUGGAGGAGUUUGCGCCACCACCAGACGUGUUCAUCUCUCCCGAGCAAUAUCUGCAACUCUCAAUCCCAGCACAAACCCCGUCGAAAGAGCUUGAUGAGGGCCUCGCUGGGCUCGGCACUUCGCCAGGUCAAAACAAGCUACAUCCUCAACAGGGUAAAAAUGGCAGGCCUAGCCUAUCGCGAGCCACUUCAAUCGUCUCUCGCACGUCAUCCUGGGGCGUCGACCACCUACCUGUCACUAUUUCCAACUCUGCUGCUCCAAAGCCCUCUCUCUCUGAGCCCAUAUACAGCUGCAGCAUCUGCUGGAUCCGUGUUUCUGGGCGCUUCUAUCUCUGUCCUGCCUGCGGCCACGUCGCCCACUUUGACUGCAUGGAUGACGAGCUAGGCAUGGAAGACGGCGAAUGCGUAGUCGGCUGCGGCUGUGGCUGUGGCCUCGAAGAUAAUGACGAGAGAAGUAGAAUGGAGGCCUACAUCGAAGAGGUCAGAGCUGCCAAUGCUGCUGGUGUUGCCUGGGAAGAAGGUGGCGAAUGGCUGCAGAUGGCUUCGCAUAGCCAGCCGGCAACGCCAGGCUUGUAUGCGGAGAGUAUCUACAGCGACUUUAUGACGGGAGCGGCGAGUAAGAUGGUAGGAGGCAAUGAAGACGAGAAGAGGAGGGAGAGACUAGCGGGAAGGGAUAAGGCCAAUAGUCCGACGCCGACUGCGAAAAAGAAAGAUAAGGGGAAGAAGAAGAAGACGACUAGGGCUUCAGGAUUGAGCUAUUACUGA